ACUUCCGGUCUCCAGUGCUGGAAGCGGCAGGAAGGCAGCUAUGGAUACAAGGCUUUGCUGAGAGAUGUGGGCAUGGCUGCAGCCCUACAGAUCUUGCCCUGUCUCCUCCGAGCCCCGUCACGUCCGUUCCUCUGGGGGCCCCCAUUGGCCAGGAUGACCAGUGGUGUGGCCUUGGCAGAACGGGCACGACAGCUAUUUGAGAGUGCUGUGGGCGCUGUGCAGCCGGGCCCCAUGCUGCAAAGGGCACUGUCCUUGGAUCCUAGUGGCAGACAGCUGAAGGUGCGGGACCGGAGCUUUCAGCUAAAGGAAAACCUCCACCUAGUGGGCUUCGGCAAGGCUGUAUUGGGCAUGGCAGCUGCAGCUGAGGAGCUACUGGGCCAGCAUCUUGUGCAGGGUGUGAUCAGCGUUCCCAAGGGGAUCCGAGCUGCUAUGGAGCAUGCCGGAAAGCAAGAGAUGCUGCUGAAGCUGCACAGCCACAUCCAGGUGUUUGAGGGUGCAGAGGACAACCUACCGGACCGUGAUGCUCUGAGGGCUGCACUGGCCAUCCAGCAGCUGGCAGAGGGGCUCACAGCCAAUGAUCUGCUGCUUGUGCUCAUCUCAGGUGGGGGCUCAGCCCUGCUGCCUGCUCCCAUCCCACCUGUCACACUGGAGGAGAAACAGAUGCUCACCAAGCUGCUGGCAGCCCGUGGAGCCACAAUUCAGGAGCUGAACACCAUCCGGAAGGCCCUGUCCCAGCUGAAGGGUGGAGGGCUGGCUCAGGCUGCCUAUCCUGCUCAGGUGGUGAGCCUCAUCUUGUCAGACGUGAUUGGGGACCCUUUGGAGGUGAUCGCCAGUGGCCCUACUGUGGCCAGUUCCCACAGUGUGCAAGAUUGCCUGCACAUUCUUAAUCACUAUGGCCUGCGUGCCGCACUGCCACGUUCCGUGAAGACUGUGCUCUCUCGAGCUGAUUCUGACCCCCACGGGCCACAUACUUGUGGUCAUGUUCUCAAUGUGAUCAUCGGCUCUAAUUCUCUGGCUCUGGCUGAGGCUCAGAGGCAGGCUGAGGUCCUGGGCUACCAAGCCCUUGUGCUGAGUACAGCCAUUCAGGGCGAUGUUAAAAAUGUGGCCCGGUUCUAUGGACUGCUAGCCCGGGUGGCUGCAGCCCGCCUCGCUUCAUCCACGGCUGGGCAUUCCUUGGAGGAAGAGGAGGAGGAGGCAAAACUCCAUCAGCUGGCAGCUGAGCUCCAGCUCCCAGACCUGCAGCUGGAGGAGGCCCUGGAAGCUGUGGCGAAGGCUAACGGGCCAGUCUGCCUCCUGGCUGGUGGUGAGCCCACAGUGCAGCUGCAGGGCUCUGGCAAGGGUGGCCGGAACCAAGAACUGGCCCUGCAUGUGGGAACAGAGCUGGGAAGACAGCCACUGGGGCCUGUUGAUGUGCUAUUUUUGAGUGGAGGCACUGAUGGGCAGGAUGGGCCUACCAAGGUGGCUGGGGCCUGGGUCAUGUCUGAUCUUGUCAGCCAGGCUUCUGCUGAAGGCCUGGACAUAGCCACCUUCCUUUCCCACAAUGACUCAUACACCUUCUUUUGCCGAUUCCAGGGUGGAACACACUUGCUGCAGACAGGGUUGACAGGGACCAAUGUCAUGGAUGUCCACCUCCUGAUUUUUCAUCCUCAGUGACGGCAUAGUUCCUAUUUUGAGAGUAUAUGGGUAUAUAUGGGCAGGAUCUCGUGGGAAGAUCACGGGCUUGUUGCCAGGGCCUCACUGUACUUUAGGAUCCCUGUCCCCUUAGUCUGGCUCCCUGUUGCUCCACUCACCUCCCACAGAUGGUCUCCAUAUCCAUUCCCCAACUAGACUAGAAGACGAGGGCUCCUUUCCACCCCUUCUUCCUGUCAUGUCAGCAGGUACCCCUGAGACCCGCAGGAAGCUCCUCAGCCAGUUCCCAGUCUUUAUUUUCUCCCCAGGAGCCCAUCUGCCAAAGUCCUCAGCCUGGUUCUCCCGUGGAGUAAAGUUAGGGAGCCUGAAAAUAAAAAGAAGGAUGUUGUGGGGGUCUCAGCUCACUGUCCUCAGUAUGGCUGCGGGUAGCUGCUGGAGAGGGGAGCGUGGUGUGCUCCUAGCAAUUUUGCCGGCAUCUCACAGAGUUUCUCUGGGAAUCUGGGAGGGUUGAAUACGGCUCCUGGCAGCCUCAAUGUGGGUGAGCAGGACAGGUUUAAGGAUCGUUACCUAUUCAACCAUGACUCCCUGUGGCAACCUGGCCACUGUUUCUCCUCUUCCUGCUGUAGCCUGGCUGGGUGGAAAUUUUCUACUUGACACCGAGGAUAUUCCUUCAGCAUUUGGACUACUCUUAGCUCUCCUCCUUUAUCUUACCCCCUCUCUUAAAUAUGCCAUGCUCCCUACACGCCAUGUUCCAUGUGUUCUGGGUACACCGUUGGGGUCCUGGUGCCAGCAUUCGGUACCUGUCUCCAGGACUAGAAUGGUAGGUCAGAGCAGUGAAGGAGUUCAGCCAUCUCUCACCCCCUCCUGUUUCAGCUGUCAGAGGUGAGUCCCUUGGGUGGGCCUGCAGCCACUGGCCUGGCUCCCCUUGAGCUUUCCUGCUCAGUAUCAGAGCCCUCCGUUGGUUAUCCUCACCGUACGCCACGGCUCCAAUCCCUAUAUGAGUGAGCAACAGAAUCACAUAGGAAUAAAAAGCCAUAGAGAACAGUGAGGCCUGGGGCUGCUCCUAUGGGCCCUUCUUCCACUGUGAGGAUGUGCGGGAGGUCUAGCUCAGAGCUGAUGUGUCCUGGGGUAGAGCUGCCCGUCUCCUUGGGCUCUGGACAGUCUGGCUGGCAGUUGGGCCAUGACCUGGAGAGCUAGAUCCUGCGUGUUCCAGGGACCAGGAGGGAGAUAAACAAGGCAAGCUGACUCUGAGGACCAGAGAGGGUUAGGAGAGUGGAGUGGUGUGCACCAUUUUCUUUACUGAUGGAGACGGUCAAAGUCUCAGGGGAUUUUGUCUUUACACGGGUGUUCAGGCCUCCACUAGAGGAGUCCUGCCUCUGUGUUCUUGACCUUGGGAAUGUAUUCCUGUUGGACACCAAGUUGCAGGCAAGAGCUUCGAGAGAAGAGGGCUGGGGACCAAGGACUUGUCUGUCAGCCACAUCCUGUCUUUGUGUGGUGAGCAUGUGAGCACGGGACACUGGUGUCAGAACGCCUCUGGUGCCCCCACAGGUGCUUUUCAGAGUAGGGUUGCUUGUGGGUAUGGCUGCCUCCAUUGCCUGCUGAGGGCCUUACGCAUGGGCAGAGUCUUGUCUACCUUGGUCCCUUUUCUGUAACUAUGUUUUCAGAGUCUGGGGACCAGGGUCUGAAUUGGACCCUUUAGAGCAAACAGUUGGUGGACCUAACUCAUUGUAUUUGCUUGCCUAUAUAUUUGGUCAGUCUAGAUGAUAAAAAUAUGCAGAUUCCUCACAGUUAGUGCUCAAUAGGACUUUUUUUUCCUCCCUAAAUGUCAAUUAUGUAGGUGGGCCUGGUAGCACAGGCCUGUAUAUCCCAGGGUACUUGAGAGGCAGGAGGACUGA
Onychomys torridus (southern grasshopper mouse) is the source of this 3524-nucleotide messenger RNA. It is a transcript of the gene Glyctk, whose product is annotated as glycerate kinase. Bases 73 to 1653 code for a protein of 526 amino acids. NCBI's taxonomy places the organism in Eukaryota, Metazoa, Chordata, Mammalia, Rodentia, Cricetidae. The transcript is spliced from 5 exons. Gene Ontology annotation, biological process: protein phosphorylation. Gene Ontology annotation, cellular component: cytoplasm. The record is from RefSeq and is a predicted model, not a curated record. Gene Ontology annotation, molecular function: glycerate kinase activity.